GUGUUGCUUCACAGCGCCACAGAGAGCGCGGUCGCAUAGGGAGUGUGCAACUGAAUUUCAAACGCAAACAACUUGUAUGGGAUUCUUCCCGCCUUGUUGUGACAGGGUCCAGAGCUAGCGCAAUUACGGAUUCGGAGGGAAUUUAAACAUUUCUUUGAAAGUUGCAAGAAAAGAGACAACGGACUGCUUUAGAGACUGAAGAACAGACAGGCCCCGGAACUGCAAGAGCCCCCCUUCGCUGAAGAGCCACUGUGAACGUCUGGAAGCUGAAAUUGUGUGUGAAGACUAAAGGCGUAGGGGGCUAGUCUGAGCAACUCGAGUAGCAGUUGAAGAGUUUGGAAUAGAAGAGAAUAAGUUGAGAACGUUCGCUAGUUUUUAAAAGGGCCCGUUACCUUUCUGCCCCCCUCGACUACGGAGCGGAGUAAACAGGCCGUGAGUUUCUCGGCGCGAGCCCAAAUCGAAUUUUACCAUUUGCUGUUUAUCUCGUCGUCUCCUCCUCUUUCUGUCGGCGCGCUUGUUUGAAAAUGUCGAGGUCGAACCGGCAGCAGGAGUACAAGAUAGGGGACUUGGUCUUUGCUAAGAUGAAGGGCUACCCACACUGGCCCGCGCGGAUUGAUGAGAUGCCUGAGGGAUUGGUGAAGUCUCCUUCCAACAAAUACCAGGUGUUCUUCUUUGGCACUCAUGAAACAGCAUUUUUAGGACCAAAAGAUCUCUUUCCUUAUGAAGAAUGCAAGGAGAAGUUUGGGAAACCAAACAAACGGAAAGGAUUCAGUGAAGGCUUGUGGGAAAUUGAGAAUAACCCAACCGUGAAAGCAUCAGGAGUCCAGCCGUCUAAAAAGAGGAGCUCUGCAAAAUCUGAGCCUGAACCCGAAGCUGAAGGUGAUGGGGACAAGAAAGGCAGUGCAGAAGGAAGUAGUGAUGAUGAAGGUCCACUGGUGAUUGAUGAACAAAAAGAUAAGAAUGAGAAGGCAUCCUCAAAGAGGAAAGCAGAGGAUGAGGCAGAGAGUUCUCCAAAACGCCUCAAGGAGUCUGAUCAAGAAGAAGAAAAGGAAGUGGAAAAUGAGGAAACUCCCAAGAAGGACAAGGAAGAGGAAGAACCACAGCAAGAAGAGUCUAAACAGUCUCAGCCAGAAUCGGCACCAACACACGCAGAGGGAGAUAAAGAAAACACUCCUUCUGAGCCAGUAAAAUCCACAGAGACUAAGGAAGAUGAAAAGGCUAAUUCAGAAGCAGUAGAAGAUCAGAAAUCACAAGGAGAGCCUAUUGCCAGCAGCGUUUAAAGGGAAUGGACUUGGGAAGACCAGCUCAACCAUCAGGUUUUUUGGGGUCUGAAGAGUUCAAGUUCUCCAGUUCAGUGAAAAGACAAAAAUCUCAAACCAGUGUUUGGGUGCGUGUGGCAGGUUCAGUCUGGGCGG
This is a messenger RNA of Protopterus annectens (West African lungfish), 1415 nucleotides long. It is a transcript of the gene HDGF, whose product is annotated as heparin binding growth factor. Gene Ontology annotation, cellular component: nucleus. Gene Ontology annotation, molecular function: transcription coregulator activity; double-stranded DNA binding. The record is from RefSeq and is a predicted model, not a curated record. Gene Ontology annotation, biological process: regulation of transcription by RNA polymerase II. The transcript has 6 exons. Lineage: Eukaryota; Metazoa; Chordata; Ceratodontiformes; Protopteridae. The coding region runs from base 525 to 1280 and encodes 251 amino acids.